Messenger RNA from Cornus florida, 1192 nucleotides. RefSeq lists its product as uncharacterized. Gene Ontology annotation, molecular function: magnesium ion binding; hypoxanthine phosphoribosyltransferase activity. Bases 155 to 985 code for a protein of 276 amino acids. The record is from RefSeq and is a predicted model, not a curated record. The transcript is spliced from 4 exons. Gene Ontology annotation, biological process: guanine salvage; hypoxanthine metabolic process; purine ribonucleoside salvage. Lineage: Eukaryota; Viridiplantae; Streptophyta; Magnoliopsida; Cornales; Cornaceae.
GAAAAAAAGAAAUCGUACACGUGUAUAUAGUCUACGUAUUUCCUCUGAGAAAUUGACUUGUUGCAAGUUCCUUUUCACCCUCUCAGCCUCCCGUGUUAGGGUUUAAGGCGCCCCUGAACCCUCAUUUCUAUCGACUCUCUCUCUCUCUCUCUCUAUGGCUUUGGACAACGACAUAGAGAGAAUUCUGUGGAACGAGGAAGAAAUCUCUCAGCGAGUUUCUGAAUUGGCCUCUCAGAUUACACAAGACUUCAGUGACACAGUCUCUUCUUCGGCUCCGGUUGUCGUCGGAGUUGCCACCGGUGCAUUUCUAUUUCUGGCUGACCUCGUCAGGAAGAUCAAGUUGCCAAUUACUGUUGAUUUCGUUCGAGCCGAAUCGUACGGCUUUGGAACAGAAUCCAAUGGCGCUCCCAGGAUUUCAUGUGAUUUGAAGAUUGACAUUCAGGGCAAGAAUGUGAUUUUGGUUGAGGACAUUGUAGAUACGGGAAACACUUUAUCUUGUCUCAUUGCUCACUUGAAAUCUAAAGGAGCAUCAUCCAUAUCUGUAUGCACUCUCCUUGAUAAACCAUCAAGACGAAAGGUUAACUUUGAGCUUGUUGGUAAAGGGAAGUUCUAUUGUGGCUUUGAGUGCCCAGAUUAUUUCGUUGUUGGUUAUGGACUGGACUUUGCUGAAGUAUACAGAAACUUGCCUUACGUUGGGGUCUUGAAGCCUGAAAUAAUCAUACCCAAACCCGUAUUUGAUAUCGUAACUCCAGCAACUUUUUUGGGGGAACUCAAUCGGUGUGUUCGGUAUAACUUCUGGUGUUUUCGGGUCAAAAGGCAACGAGGUCCUCUGUUUCAGAGGACAAACCUAGACAGAGCAAGCCAUGGCAAGACCCGAUCACUUCAGUUCUAUUGCCCUUACUCUUUAUGGGGUCGUCAAACUCUACCACAUGAUUUGGAGAAUCAACUUCUAUGUGGAAGCAUCAAGACAGUUAUGGAGUCUUAAGCGGAGAAAAGAGAGAAAUGAACUCCAAACAUUAGCAAGCUGAAUUCUAUGUGGAACCAGUGUAGACUUCUUAGCAGAUUAAAUUUUUAAUAGGGAUUGUCAGAAACCUUGUAACAAUUUGCUAAUGAAGCCAUUGACAUUUCAUUAGCUCACAGGGUCAUCUUCCUUUCUAAUUUCCUAAUGUUUGCUAAUGUUUGGAGAAAUUGG